AUGACGUCCUCUGUCCUAAAACACCAUCCAGCUGACGAUCGAUCCAAAGAGUUAAAGACAAGAGACAUCAAUUAUGACCCCCUGCCUACAGAGCACGCCCUCGGAAUACUUUGGGUCGUUGAAACAGACACAUUUGGCUUCUCAGUGUUGUUGCCAGACAAACCGCUGACAAGAAGAGGCAUUCUCUCCAUAGUAUCAUCCAUCUAUGACCCCCUAGGUUUUGCUGCUCCAUUUGUGCUGCCGGCAAAGCAAAUACUGCAAGACCUCUGCAAAGAAACCAGUCUCACCUGGGAUGACGAAGUGCCUGAUGAUCACCAGCGACGUUUCAAACAAUGGAUUAGCGAAGCCCCGAACCUUCAGAAGAUAACAAUCCCGAGAUGUCUAAAGUUACCACAGCAAGCAAAAGAUAUGGCGUUUCAGAUGCACGUUUUCUCAGAUGCCAGUGCAUCUGGGUAUGGCGCUGUUGCAUACCUAACCUCAAACGAGGGUGGAUGUUCGAAAACUUCAUUUCUCAUCGGAAAAGCAAGGGUUGCUCCAUUGAAAGCAACAUCUAUCCCACGGCUUGAACUCACAGCGGCUGCUGUAGCUGUGAAUUUAGGACAGAAAAUGACCCUUGAGCUUGAUCUCUAUCUCAACGAUAUCUGCUAUUACACAGAUUCAACAACAGUCCUUUAUUACAUCAGAGCUGAGAGAAAGCGUUUUCCAGUGUUUGUGGCCAACAGAGUCCGUCAAAUAAGAGACUUCAGCAACGCUAACCAGUGGAAGUACGUUAGCACUGAUUUGAACCCAGCAGACGUUGCAUCACGUGGGGUAGGUUCUGUGAUAUCGUCAGACAUGACUCAUUGGCUGGAAGGUCCGGAUUUCUUGAAUAUGCCGGCUUCAGAAUGCCCUGCAAAGAUGCACCCCAUAAGUGAACUGCAGGUUAUAGAAGAAGACUUUGUCUUUAGCUACUACUGCUACAUCAGAAGAAGGCUCACCGUUUAUGUCUUUAAUCACCCAUUUCUCCAGGUGGGAGAGACUGAAGAGAGCAGUAGCAGUAUUCAUAGCAUUUUUGGCUUUCUUACAAAACAAAGAACAAACUAUAAAUUUAAGGACCACACAGAUCAUGCAAAAGGCUGA
Macrobrachium nipponense is the source of this 1119-nucleotide messenger RNA. RefSeq lists its product as uncharacterized. The record is from RefSeq and is a predicted model, not a curated record. Bases 1 to 1119 code for a protein of 372 amino acids. The transcript has a single exon. Lineage: Eukaryota; Metazoa; Arthropoda; Malacostraca; Decapoda; Palaemonidae.